AUGCACUUCGCCAGCCUCCUCUCCAUCGCCACUCUGGCCUCGGCCGCUUCUAUCAAGGUCAACUUCUACUCUGAUACCGGCUGCCGUAACUUCAUCGGCUCCCGAUUCAUCGACUACAACCCCAACCAGGGCGGUACCUACCACUCUGGUGGUCCCGCCGGCUCUCGUGGUGGUCUUUAUGUUGACUCCAACGGAUCUGGUCUCUCUUACCGCGGCUUCAGCAACCGUGCUGAUGGUAGCCAGCCCUUCACUGGUAACUUGCGCGACGGACAGUGCAUCGGCACAACCGCUGGUCUCUACGCUGUUUUCACUGUUUAA
This is a messenger RNA of Fusarium coffeatum, 318 nucleotides long. RefSeq lists its product as uncharacterized. The record is from RefSeq and is a predicted model, not a curated record. Lineage: Eukaryota; Fungi; Ascomycota; Sordariomycetes; Hypocreales; Nectriaceae. The transcript has 3 exons. Bases 1 to 318 code for a protein of 105 amino acids.